AUGUUUCAGGUCUGGGAAUAUCGCACUUGGACCCUUAACCUUCUGGAGGCUGUCUUCGAAGAGCCUCUACUGUCUUUUGCCACCGGCGAAACCCACAUAGAGAGAGAUCUUUACAAAUUUGUUAAAGGGCGGCGUUCUCGACGGUGUCGAAUAACGUUGCAAUUGUACUUCCAAGAACUGUACGACUUCGAGUUGGCUUUCAUCAAAUGGAGAUUAACUCGUCUUCACUCUUCUGCAGCUUUGCAGAAACGCGUCUUCAACAGGAAAACAACAAAGGCAUCUGAUGACAUAAGGAAAAAAAUUCGUCCCAACCAGUUCUUAGAAAAGGCCAAAUACAGGCUCCAACAGAGAAACCUCAAGAAAAGCAACAAAAAAGCAGAGAGUUUGGCAGCUUCAGCCGUGCAAAGCCGAAAGCUGACUUCGCGGGGGCUGACAGAGGGGGGCCGGGGGACCUCAUUGCAGGGGCCCCCAGGGGCCCCUUCUCGCUUUCUGUCUGCAGUGAAGAGCGCCGCGUCUUUGCGCACUUUGAGGGACAUGUCGCAGGCGAGUCGGCAGCUGCUGUUGGGGGGUAGUUCGCUGCAGAUGCAGCGCAAGCAGGAGCCCGACGCGUACACGAAUUUGCUGCUGCAGCACAUGCAGACUUUGGUGGCAGUGGAACAAGAUGCAGAGGCAGACAACAUUCUGUCGCUGCUUGAUGGAAUGGAGCCUAUAUCCAAGUCGGUGGCCUCCAAGGCCUCAGUAGCCCUGAUUCGACAGCAGCCGAACCCCCGCCUCAGGAUCCACUUGCUGCAUUCUUCAACGCUCAAUAGCGGAGUCAAAAUAACCACCACAGAACAAGAAGAAACCAAUGCUCCUACUUGGGACAACUUAGGGGAAGUGUACUUUAGGGGCACCCUCAGGGACCUUGACAGCGCCUACCUAGAGGUCAUUGUGGAAGACAUGAGUGCUGCUUCGGCGUUUCGGCAGAUUGGGUACGGACAGCUGCCUCUACGGGGUGUUGUGGGGUACCCUUCAGUGCAGAUGGAGUUGGGGGCCCCCAACUGGGUCUCUUUGCAAGCGAAGGUGGAAGGGUGGUCGGAGCAGUUGAGCGACUGGCACUUCGGCUGGCUAGAGGGCAAGGUGAUGAUAGCGCACACUCCCCGUUACCGGCAAGUAGGAGAGGUUUAUGAGGUGGAGGGAGGCCGAGUCUACUUGAUAGUCAAGAUCGGCAGCAUAGACCAGAUAAUCACCGCAGACAACCGCAGCACUGUAGAUGCAUAUGUGGAGGUCUCGUUUGACGGCACUUCCAGAAGGACCCGCGUCAUCCGCAACUCCCUCAACCCUGUCUGGGAUGAGGAAGUGGCUGUUCCCCUUCGAUUCGCCUCCAUCCGAGAUAUAUCUUACACAGAAAUACAAAGAAAAGGCAAGAUCUACUUUGAUGUGUGGGGGGUCGGAACCAACUACGUCGACCAUCUGGGGGAAUGCACGCUCUACCUUCAGGACAUUUUCUACAACGAGAAAAACCAAAAGCGCACACAAGUCACCAAAGAAAGAAUCAUAUUGGAGACAAAUAUGAAGGCCAAGUACGAAACCCGCGUAUUCGCGGGCACCAAGCGCCUCUCCUUUAUUCACAAAGACGACAGACCCUCAAAUCUCACAUUGGAGGCAUGGACUUGUCCGGACAUUCUUGAUGUCUCGGACUUGGACAAGCUUCCCCAAGCUGAGAGAUUCGACACCAAGAACAACAUGCCCAGGGCUCUUGCAUGCAAGUACGACCAGCUCAAGGCUCUGUUCAAUUUGGUGAUUGAAUCCAAAAAGCUGCUCGACGCGGAUGCCCCCGUGGGCCCUCCUCGAUGUUUUGAACUCGAGAGACUAGACCAACGCAAAGAGUCACAAUUUUUACCAACUCUUGUAGCCCCAAUAAAGCCACCAUUAGGUGUGGACUCCCAAGCUGCUGUAUUUCACUACACGCGAUGUGUUCCCUUUGUGAUAAAGAGACAGGCUCUUACCUUCUCUCCGGACUUUACCAUGCAACUUAAGGCGGGAGACCCCCUGGACCAUUCUCUGCUGAUGACCAGUCUGCUUCUCGGCCUGCCCACGCAUGCAUUCGUCUGCAUCGGAACUCUGCACGACAAGCACAUGCAUGCAUGGGUCACUACAUUUCACUGGGACGAAGAAAGAGAGACGGGGAAUGUAAAAAUGUGGGAGACGGCCAGCGGUCUGGUGUACGUACUCAAGAGUCGAUUUCAGGACCUUGAGCUAGCACAGACGGUCAUUAAGGAUCCAGAAGGAGGGGCCACGGAGAUUAUCCUAAACCAGCGGAGGGAUCGUUUACUACUGGUCAAUCCUGACUUAGCCGGUGAAGAAGCCGGGAGCACUGAAAACGGCUCCCUUCGCCUGUCGCAGUUUUGGGGAAACAAACAGCAGCAAGAGGCCCCUGUUGGGGGCCCUAAGCUUCCAUAUCGUUCCCUUGAUCUCAUGUUCAACCACAACAACGUAUGGCUAAACAUACAAGAUCCUAACCCGUCAAAGAUUUGGUUUGACAUUUGGAACUUCUUUGAAAAGAUGUCAAACGAGCUCCUAGACAAAGUCACAGCUGAUUUAACGGCAUUUAGAGCCAGUCGAAACCUAAACACCAAGUGGAACAGAGACGAAGUUCUGGAAGCCUUCUUACAAACGGGUCUCGAAUUGCUUCAUCAAGUGAACACAGCACGAGAAGAGGAUUUUCAACUAGCCAAGCUGAAACUAGAAGAUUGGCGCAAGGCCCUUUAUUCUAAAGUACCCAACAGCUACAGAGUGCGCGGGGUACCGCUUCAGUACAACACUUUGGACUGCAAGUGGAUAUCGGACUCAAUAAUUCGUCAAGUUGAAUUCUUGGAGUCAAGAGAUCGGAGCGCUGCAUUCGCCAUUUCAGCGUGCAUGUACAACCUUCCUGGCGAGCUCUGCAGCACUUACAUUUAUCUUCUGCUCUGUCAAAAAGUGACAGAACGAGAAAGGAGGAGACUGCUUCUAGCGAAAGAGCAGGAAGGCCGGGAAAAGGGCCAACGCCGGGCUCGAGCCAAGAGACUGCACUACAACAAACAAAGAAGACAUCCCAAGAAAGUAUCUUCUGAAGAAGGGGAAGGUCAGGAUGACUUUGAAAGCCGUGAAGGGGGCAUGUCGAGAACCAUGCGCGAAGACGACGCUUCUGGGGGCCACCCAGGGGAUCCCGAAAACCCACUUGAGGGCGGCGAAGGUGCCGAGGGAUUACCGCCUCUGGGGAGUCCAAAAAGUAAAAAGCACAAGAAGAAACACAAGCAAAAAAAAGUACCUAAAGUCAAGAAGAGAGCUCCCAAUUUGGUAGAAGGAAGCGAAAUAGGAUGGUUCAGUAUACGCCGCAAUUAUUACGAAGAGGACGAGGCUCCCGAUUUCAAGUCUCUAAUGCAGGAUCUCGAAGAUUCUGUUGCUGAGAUACUUCACAUUAAUCCAAACAGAGUCCGGGCAUUUCAGGGUCGUUACUAUGAGAAACGUCUUGUCUUUGCCAUACACCCCGACUCUCUUUCUCCUCCUCCUCCUGUAGAGGGAGACAAGCAGAAAGAGGACCAGCAAGAUGAAGACGAGAGUCCAGCCCAAGUUGCUGGGGCUCUUAGCCCAGCGGUUCUCAUGGAAGCCUUAAGCCAGCUUACCGAUCAGAUGCUCGAGAAGAACGAAGUCUUCGCAGAGAUCACAGGUGGGGAAGCGCAAUUUGGUUGGGAUGGCCAAGGCAGCCGCCCUUACUGUGCAGAGAAGGAGGCGGAGGAGAGAGCUUCUCAGGAAGACAACAUUGACGGUCCUGUGGCCGAAGCUGGGGAAGAACCAGAGGAGGCAGGCAAGUCAAAGAAGAAGAAAAAGAAGGAGAAAAAAGCAAAAAAAGAAAAGAAAGAAAAGAAAAGGAAGGAAGGAGACACCCAAGAUGACGCGAUACCGCCGCAGUCCGACUCGCCAGAAACUGAAGCCACAGAAGAACGGAUUACACCAAAGCCCGUUGAUGCUGAUGAAGGGGCUGUUUCUGCUGACGCAAUUCCUGCUGCAGCUGCGGCUGCAGCCGCCCCAGCAGCGGUUGCAGCAGGAAUACCAGUUGUUGCCGCUGCCGCGGCCAUGGACAAGGUCACUAAGAAGAAAAAGAAAAAGGAAAAAAAGAAAAAGGAAAAAAAGUCUGAGCCAGAGUCCGAUGUUAGUACACCUCGAGAUGAGAAGCCGACAAAGAUAAUCAGGCAGCCCUCUCCCCCGCGUAAAGAGCCCACACCUCCACCGAGCAGCAGCAGCAGCAGCAGCAGCAGCAGCGUCGAGGAGAAGGCGCCUCCACCCCCACCACCUAAGCCCAAGGGACUCGGCUUGACCGCUGCUGGCACCGUUGUAGCCGCCGUUAAGCGUCUGCGGCGCCGCCGUGCCCCAGCGGCAUCCAGCAGCAGCAGCAGCAGUAGUAGUAGUAGUAGUAGUAGCAGCAGUAUCAGCGAGACGGACUCGGAAAUACGGGAGCAGGAGCGUUUGCUGCGAGCUCGUUUGUCAGAUUUGCGCAGGCAGCAUGAGCAGCUUCUUCGGCAGCAGCUACAGCAGCUGCCAAGCGCAACAGAUAGCGAUUCCCUGUCUCUAUCUGCAGUAUCAAGGGACAGAGAAAUCCCCCCCAAAAAUAGCGCAGAGCUGCGUUUCGUCAGCUCUGGGGACGACAGUGAAGAAGAGGAGGACUCUCAGGAGGCGGAAGAGACAGAGAGACAACUUAGAGAAAGGUUAUUGAGGCUCGAGAAGGCUCAGAAAGACCUCAAGGGAAUGGCCUCAAAUCUACACGAGGCGGAACAACAGCUCACCUUUGCACGCAUCCCAGCUCAUGAGGCAGGCCUAGAUGAAAGGUACCUUUCCUACGGAAGCAGCACGAUGGAGAACCCUUGUCCGCUCAUUCCGUCUCCCCCUUCCCUGUGCUCAAUGAAAAUCUUGUCAAAAUUGCCGCAGUCCUGCGCAGUGGUAGAUGAAGCUGUUUUUUCUGGGUCUGAGGCAACUGGUAGCAUCAAUGGCGCAGCAUCAGAGAGAAACAAUACAACACUGGGUUUCGUAUCACUAAACACUCCUUUGUUGGAGCAUCAACUGCAUCAGAAUGCUCAGCAGCAGCACUUUAUUCCGUGGUGGUUGGGCCGAAAGGCGCGAAGGAGGCGCCCUUCGCCGUCACCUGAGAGAGACCAGAAUGAGACAAAGGCACCCAACGGUAGCAUCGCAGUAUCAGCAGGUUCUUCGGGGUUGCGUGAGGACGCCACUAGAGAGUGGUCUCAGCAGGAUUCAUUUCAGUCAACUGCUGCUGCUGCAAUGGUGCUACAGACACAGCAGGAAGCAUUGCGGCGGCAGCUUGAGCAGUUAAAACAGAAACAGUUGCGGGAGCGACAGAAGUCGCGGAAAUGGGGAGCUGUGGCAAAGGGUUACGCACCAAGGAAGACUGCUUUUGCUUACAAACGCAUUCCAGAUAGACAGGUGGUGGGGGAGGCAGGCGACACGACUGGCACUCCUGACAUAAUGCGCGGCUUCCUUCUAAGCAGCAGCAGCAGCACAUACAGCAGCAGCAGUGACUCUGGAGAGUCAGAGUAUUGA
This is a messenger RNA of Eimeria necatrix, 5571 nucleotides long. RefSeq names its product C2 domain-containing protein, putative. The transcript has 21 exons. NCBI's taxonomy places the organism in Eukaryota, Apicomplexa, Conoidasida, Eucoccidiorida, Eimeriidae. Bases 1 to 5571 code for a protein of 1856 amino acids. The record is from RefSeq and is a predicted model, not a curated record.